AUGGCGGCUGCACCACCACCGAAUCCAGCGCCGGUACAGCCGCCGCCGGGGCCGCUGCAGGUCGCGCAAAACAACCUUCGAGAAUUUCAGUUGUUCAACCAAGACAAGUUCCACAAAUUUAGACAUGGAAUUCGUGGUUUUAUGAUGACUCUGCGCGGCAUAAAAAAUGAGAGAAACAACGGCAGACCGGAACGUUGGCAAGCUAUGAUGAACAGAACGGUUCCAAAAGCCAACUACCAAGGCAACUUCGGGAACGUGAUGCGGCUGAAUCUGCAACGGAGAGCAAAUCAGCUGCAGGCGCGGUUAGGCAAUCCACCUCCGCAAGCUGUGAAUCUGCCGGCAAACGCGAACGCCGUCGGUCGAGCGAAGUUCAGCCAGGCAACCGGACUGAUGACAGUUGAGAACCAUUUCACCUAUAUCAAGAUCCUGGGCGCCGGCGGCAACGGCAUGGCGGUGCUUUGGAGGUGGACUCCUGGGGGUGAUCCGCAAGCCCCGGGCCAAGAUGUCGUACUGAAGGUGACAACAUCAGGCACACCAGCAGCCCCGAACGACAUCACAGUCGAGUGGGAAAAACAGAUCAUGACGAGAUUACUGAGGGCGCCACACAUUUUGCAGCGUUUCCUCUUCCAGGAUAGGUUGCCUGGUGUCAGACAAACACGCCAGGGAGUAAGGCUGCGACAAAUGGCAAUCGGCCUCGACAACGCGGUGGGGCUCCUGUUCAUGGAAUUCGCUAGGCUUGGUGACCUGGAGAAUUGGGUUCACAAGCUGGGGAGGCAGAAUAAUAGUCUACCUACAGAGGCGUUGUGGCGUAUUUUUGACUGCCUCGUCAAGGCUUGCAUUGCCAUGGAGUACCCUCCCAGGCACGUUCCAAGACCAGGGCAACCUGUGGGCACCGUUGCUCCAACUAGUGGCGGCGAUUUGCCAGAAGUUAUCGCAGACUUUGGCCUUGCAACGGAUUCCAACGUCCUAUGGGCCCCCGUCAACCCGCCCGGCACCACACCAGUUCAAUUAGCUCAAAACAGAGCAGAACACUGGAGAAGGAGGAGUUGGGCCAAACCAUACUGGUUUCUCCCUGAACAAUUCUCAGUAGAAUGGGACCAGCUUCCCGAUGACCCAACAACCGGCCCUCCAAAUGUGCCGUGGCCUGCUUGGGCUCCAUGGCCCAUAACCUCGGGGCCCGGCCGGUACAGCAGCCGGUCAAACAUAUGGCACAUUGGAAUGAACAUGUGGUCCAUUCUGCUGCUCCAGAAGCCGGACUUACCACCCGUUGCUGGACGAAUGAGAAGCGAGGAGCCGCAAGUCAAUCCCGUCCAGGUACAAGACCAGCGGUGGACGUUCGGCUACCGGCUGAUCCAAAACAACCAGACCGGACGGGACAUACGGCAGCAGUUCACGCCUCUCCUCUGCGAAACAAUCGCGAAGUGCCUUAUGAACCGCCAGGAGCACCGGCCCGACCUCCAGCAGCUGCAGACCACCAUCACCAACGCCAUAGCGAACCUGCCGCCGCGGCUGCCGAAUACGGUCAGGCAGUUCUUCGGCGACGACCCAUCGCCGGCCGCGCCCUGGAGGAUGAGUCUCGGCACGGUCCCGCUGGAUAAUAUAGAUCCCUUUGACAAUUAUGCUGACCGACCAGGGGACGUGACUCCGCCUCGGGGGCCCGGGCAGCGCGGGAACAGGAGACGGCGUCGGGCCAGGCUCGCGCCUAUGGAUAGGGCCUACCGACCUUGA
Messenger RNA from Diaporthe amygdali, 1728 nucleotides. RefSeq lists its product as uncharacterized. Lineage: Eukaryota; Fungi; Ascomycota; Sordariomycetes; Diaporthales; Diaporthaceae. The record is from RefSeq and is a predicted model, not a curated record. The transcript is spliced from 6 exons. Gene Ontology annotation, biological process: protein phosphorylation. The coding region runs from base 1 to 1728 and encodes 575 amino acids. Gene Ontology annotation, molecular function: ATP binding; protein kinase activity.